Messenger RNA from Suillus subalutaceus, 1605 nucleotides. RefSeq names its product GWT1-domain-containing protein. Gene Ontology annotation, molecular function: glucosaminyl-phosphatidylinositol O-acyltransferase activity. Gene Ontology annotation, biological process: protein localization to plasma membrane; GPI anchor biosynthetic process. Bases 1 to 1605 code for a protein of 534 amino acids. The record is from RefSeq and is a predicted model, not a curated record. Gene Ontology annotation, cellular component: membrane; endoplasmic reticulum. The transcript has 7 exons. NCBI's taxonomy places the organism in Eukaryota, Fungi, Basidiomycota, Agaricomycetes, Boletales, Suillaceae.
AUGAGUGACUACAAGGCCUCGAAGGAGGCUUUUGUCUCUGGAAUGACUGGCUCGACAGUAUUUCAUGUAAAUAUGAUAAGCGGCGUUGCAUUGUCCUCGAUCGCCCUUCAUUCAGCACUGCGUUCGCGUGUUCAAGCAUUUGGAUCCGCAUAUUUCUUGGCAGAGUUUGUAAUACUUGCCGUGCCUAUGUUACUGUCUAUGACUUUAUUCGCGGAAGCUCCUGGCGCACUAUCCCUCCUACUACUCGUACCGAUGCUUGUUUUGCUCCUUCUUCCCCCUCUUGAAAGAGGCACGCCUUUACCGGCUGAAAGUCGAGAUGAACUAGCUUCACCCAAUGGAAGAAGUCGAGCAGAGACUCCACUGACGCACUUAUCCCAGACCCUCAGACCCUUACCUGCUCUGACCACCUACCGUGCUCACAUGAUGUUAAUGACAGUUCUGUCUAUACUUGCUGUUGAUUUUCCAGUGUUCCCCCGUGUUCUAGCAAAGUGUGAGACGUAUGGUGUUUCUUUGAUGGACAUUGGCGUUGGCUCGUUUGUAUUCUCUCAAGGCGUGGUGUCUGCGAUUCCAAUCAUCAAAGACAUAUCCUACCUCCAGGCUCCGAUCCUGCCUAAACUGAAGUCCGUCUCCCGUAAAAUGAUACCCAUCAUUGUGUUAGGCAUUCUUCGCGUCGUGCUCGUGAAAGGCACUGAAUAUCCUGUAGGGUCUUGCAUAGUUUGCAUGUCACGCCUACCGCUUAACAAGUACAACCAGGAACAUGUGACAGAGUACGGCGUACACUGGAAUUUCUUCUUCACGUUUGCGCUUUUGCCUAUCAUCGAGGUCUUGUUGCAUCCUAUCAUCUUGCGUAUCCCCGUCGCUCUGUUGGGUCUUUGGAUUGGAGUUUUGCAUCAGUUCGCACUGUCAUCCGGAGGAAUGAAGGACGUACUGCUCAACGCCUCACGGAGCAACAUUGUUUUCGCGAACAAAGAGGGGUUGCUAUCAUUGCUGGGUUAUGUUUCGAUCCACAUACUCGGCCUGUCCUUAGGAACCAUCAUACUUCCUCCUUCCCCUUCGUUUUUCCGGAAGCAGCAGCGGCAGUUACUCGACGGGCCAUCCUCUCACCGACUUAGCAAACUUGAUCCUUCGGCACCCAGACAGAAUGCAAAGAUCAUCAUUGAGUUGAUGUCGUAUUCAGUGGUUUGGUGGAUGCUUCUGGCCUUCGUGAGGCUUGGAUUAGAAGUUUCGAGAAGAAUGGCAAACAUCUCAUACAUCCUCUGGGUCGCAGCUUACAAUACCUCUUUCAUCCUUGGUUACAUUUUCCUCGACAUGGUGUUCUUUCCCACCAGAACAUCAAAGAUACGAGAUCCGACUGAUCCUUCGGGCAAACGGCUCCUCAUUGAGGAAAAGGGGCUGAAAAGCAGCGCACCUGCGCUGUUGGAGGCCAUUAAUAAGAAUGCAUUCAUUUUGUUCUUGCUGUCAAAUGUGGCCACCGGUUUGAUCAAUCUCAAUAUCCAGACUAUGUUCGUGGGACACAUGAAGGCAAUGUGUUUAUUGUGUGCAUACUUUAUGGGCAUGUGCAUUUUUGCAUGGCUUUUUAGAAGGAUUCGGUUAUGGAAGAUGUGA